GCAGUUUCGCUGCAAGCGUGCCCACGUUCACAUCACGUCGCCAGUUCAGUUGCGGAACUCACACGGAUAUACAAUAUAUAUAUUCCGGCGAUCAAUUAGAGCCCGGAGUUCAGCCAAAAACCCCCCACUCAGGCAACGCGUAUAAAUAUUGUUACAUAACAUUAACAACUUGUGAAAUCCACGCAGUGCCAGUGCGUAUAACCAAAAUGCUUGAGACCGAGGUGCUGCAACAACCGAAGCUGAGCGGACCGGCUGCCAGUAGCGGCGGCGACUAUGACUAUCCGUAUGUCUGCGGACUGAGUCCGGCGAUGAAGCAGGUGGCCAAGGAGGAGCUGCACGAGGACGAGAAUAUACGGCGACAGGCGCUGGCCCAGUUCCGCGAGUGGAUCGAGAAGCAUCCGCACAUCCGCAAGUGCCGCACGGAUGCCGUCUUCCUGCUGCGCUUCCUGCGCACCAAAAAGUUCUCCGUUCCAUCCGCCUGCGAAAUGCUCGAGCGCUACCUGACCAUCCGCCAGCUGUUCCCGCACUGGUUCAAGCAGCUGGACAUCAACGAUCCGGCCAUCAACGAGAUCUUCGAGAACGGCUACCUGGUGCCGCUGCCGCAGCGCGACGCCACCGGACGCCAGGUCAUCUUCUCCGUGGCCGCCAAGUUCGAUCCCUACAAGUUCACUUCGGUGCAAAUGGCGCGUGUGCACAGCCUGAUCUGCGAGGCGCUCCUGGACGACGAGGAUUCCCAGGUGGCCGGGUACGUGUACAUCAACGAUGAGAGUGGCAUGAACAUGGGCUUCGUCAGCCUGUGGUCUCUGACCGACCUGCGCAGCAUUGUCAAGUGCAUCCAGAACUCGACGCCCAUGCGGCACAAGGAGACGCACUUCGUCAACAUUCCCCACUACGCCAAUCGCAUCAUCGAACUGGGCGUCUCCAUGCUGAGCGACAAACUCAAGAAGCGCAUCAUUGUGCACAAAAAUGUAGACAUCCUGAAGACGAAGAUUGAUCCCGCUAUCCUGCCCAAGGAAUAUGGUGGCACCGUGCCCAUUGCCGACAUGAUCGCCCAGUUCAAACAGAAGUUGCUGAAACGCCGGGCAGCAAUCCUUGCACUCGACGACAUGCAGAUCGAGAUCACCAAGGAUGCGGCCAAUUUCGCCGGCAAUGAUAUCGGCGACAUCGAUGCCGGAGUCGUGGGCAGUUUUAGGAAACUGGAGGUGGACUAGGUGAACCCACCAUUGAACAUUUCCCAAUUCCGUAGGCUAAGCUAGGAUAGGUCAGGAUACCAUUGAGACAAUCGACAAGACGCGCGGGCAUGCACACUUCGUACCUAUUUAAAAGCAUCACCACUAAGUUGUAUAACUACGGUCUCGCCGGAACUGUGACUCCCUCCAGUGGGUGCAGUUCCUCCAAUCCUCAGAACCCCAGAAUUGCUGGGACUGGGGCUGAGUCUCCCAGUUGUAUGUUAUAUUCCAUCCAUGCGUUAUGUUAUGUUAAAUGAAUGUCUAUUUAAAUAUAUGUAUAUACUUAUUCUUGUGAAUUUGAA
Drosophila santomea is the source of this 1531-nucleotide messenger RNA. RefSeq names its product clavesin-1. NCBI's taxonomy places the organism in Eukaryota, Metazoa, Arthropoda, Insecta, Diptera, Drosophilidae. Gene Ontology annotation, cellular component: membrane. The transcript has 4 exons. The coding region runs from base 207 to 1211 and encodes 334 amino acids. The record is from RefSeq and is a predicted model, not a curated record. Gene Ontology annotation, molecular function: phosphatidylinositol bisphosphate binding.